This is a messenger RNA of Hypomesus transpacificus, 4078 nucleotides long. RefSeq names its product T-box transcription factor 20 (gene tbx20). The record is from RefSeq and is a predicted model, not a curated record. NCBI's taxonomy places the organism in Eukaryota, Metazoa, Chordata, Actinopteri, Osmeriformes, Osmeridae. Bases 227 to 1555 code for a protein of 442 amino acids. Gene Ontology annotation, cellular component: nucleus. Gene Ontology annotation, molecular function: DNA-binding transcription factor activity, RNA polymerase II-specific; RNA polymerase II cis-regulatory region sequence-specific DNA binding. Gene Ontology annotation, biological process: vasculogenesis; regulation of transcription by RNA polymerase II; cell fate specification. The transcript has 8 exons.
AAUGACUAUUUGGCCGCAGGACUGAAACCACAGAACGAUCUUGGUCUUUCAGCAAUGUAUCCAACAAGUCAAAGAUUGCAAGUGCUGUAAGAUUUUCGUAUAUAGUCUGCCUGUUAAAAACCCGCUACAAAGCUUCCAUUGAGCUACUCGGUUUUGUGUGCAGUUUCAAGAGGACACAAGUGGAGACAAACGGACCUUCGUAAGAUUUCGUUCAAAUAUCCACAAUAUGGAGUACACCUCGUCUCCGAAGCCUCAGCUCUCUUCUCGGGCAAAUGCGUUCUCAAUAGCCGCUCUGAUGUCUAGUGGGAAAACAAAAGACAAGGAAACGGAGGAAAACACAAUCAAACCCCUCGAGCAAUUUGUAGAAAAAUCAUCCUGUAACCAAGGCUUGGGAGAGCUGUCUUCUCUCGAUGCACAUGGAGACUACGGAGGAAGUGCGCCUGCGGUGUGCACGGAGCCUCUCAUCCCAACUACCCCUGGCGUGCCCAGCGAGGAGAUGGCCAAAAUCUCCUGUAGUUUGGAGACCAAAGAACUAUGGGACAAAUUCCAUGAACUUGGGACAGAGAUGAUCAUUACAAAAUCUGGAAGAAGAAUGUUCCCCACCAUCCGUGUGUCCUUCUCUGGGGUAGACCCGGACGCCAAAUAUAUCGUGCUGAUGGAUAUUGUUCCAGUGGACAACAAACGUUACCGAUAUGCCUACCAUAGGUCAUCAUGGCUCGUGGCGGGCAAGGCCGACCCUCCUCUGCCUGCACGGUUAUAUGUCCAUCCUGACUCCCCGUUCACUGGGGAACAACUGCUAAAGCAAAUGGUCUCUUUUGAGAAAGUCAAGCUAACCAACAAUGAACUGGAUCAACAUGGACACAUUAUCCUAAACUCCAUGCACAAAUACCAGCCCCGUGUCCACAUCAUCAAGAAGAAGGAGCACACCGCCUCGCUCCUCAACCUGAAGUCAGAGGAAUUCCGCACCUUCGUCUUCACAGAGACUGUCUUCACUGCUGUCACGGCCUACCAGAACCAGCUGAUAACCAAGCUGAAGAUCGACAGUAACCCAUUCGCCAAAGGCUUCCGUGACUCCUCACGGCUGACAGACAUGGAGAGGGAAAGUGUUGAGAGUUUGAUCCACAAGCACUCGUAUGCCCGGUCUCCUAUCCGCACCUACGCAGGUGAGGAAGAGACCCUGGGGGAGGACGGCCACUCCGCACACACUCGGGGUUCUGCGUUCACAGCCUCAGACAAUCUGUCCCUCACCUCCUGGGUCACCACCACCUCCGGCUUCUCAGGCUUUCAGCACCCCCAGUCCCUCUCCGCCAUGGGCACCAGCAGUGCUUCGCUGGCUGCCGGCUCCCUGCCCCACCCAAUCCAGGGCUCCCUGCCUCCCUACAGCCGUCUGGGCAUGCCCCUGACACCCUCAGCCCUAGCAGGCACCAUGCAGGGCAGCGGGCCCUCCUUCCCCUCCUUCCACAUGCCACGUUACCACCACUACUUCCAGCAAGGCCCCUAUGCCGCCAUCCAAGGACUACGCCACUCCUCAACGGUCAUGACCCCCUUUGUAUGACUCAACCCGGGGCACUAGGUCAGAACCAGACUUCCAUUUCUAAACCCCAUGCCAGCUCAUAGACAUGUAUGUAAACACCCAAAUAUCUCCCACCUACUCCCAUUCAGAAUCGUCACCCCUCCCCUUUAUGUAGUUUUUUGUAUAUAAUGCACCUGGGGCGCUGCAGGUGCCUUUAACGACCUGGAGAGGCUGUCGCCUGCUGACCGCCGUACCGGAGAGACAGAAUACAUUGGGACCCUCAUAGGAACCCUCUGAGACGUGAUGAACAUUCUUCACAUGAACAUUGAAGACCCCCAAUUUGAAGAUGAAUAACUGAAUAGGAACCAUGGACUGAAGAACAGUGGACUACUAGACCCAGAGGCGAAGGUAUUCAGAGCUUGGGAGUCAUCAUCUCAGUGGACGCGCUUGUUGGGAGCCCAUCACCUACAAUGUGAACACAUGGCUUUCCUCCCUCGAAACGGAAACUUACUCAAACUCGGCUCGGACAUCGUUUUUUUUUAUUGCUAUCUUUAUCUCUGACUUGCUGUUGCCAUAGCAAUGAUAUUUGUGCACAUCCUGUAGAAAGGAGGCAGACCAAGUAACUCUUUACCAUAAAAAAUGCCAGCCAUUUGCACAGUGCAAACCAAAUCAUAAUUAUUUAAUGAACAUAAUGACAUAAUGUAUAAUAGCAGUUCUUAAAAGAUGCGAAUACACACUGCAUAAACACAUUUGAACUCAUAGGACGCAUGCUGACUGCAACAGAUAACGCAUAUGAAUAACUUUUAUGUUGGAUGAAUAACCUAAUGUUACCAAGCUUUUAGGAUUUGUUCCUGUUUGCCAUGACCAAGAGGAAGGUGUAUACUAGUUUAUAUUGACCUCUAUUUAUAUCCAAGUUGUGCAACUCUGGAAUGGAAUGCCAAAUGUCAAGUUGUCAUUGUCAAUAUGGUCACUUUUUAUCCAUUCCCAUAAGUGGUUGAACUAAGAAAAAAGAAAUGCAGACUGAAUAUAAAAAAACAUCAGAAGGAGACAUUUUAUUCUUUUAAAUAUUUUAAAGAACACAAAAAGCAAGAGUAAAGAUAUUAUGAUAUAAUUUGUACUGACCAUCGAAAAAUUACUUAGUCAUUCAUGAAUCACAAAAAAGAUUAUUUAGAUAAGAUACAAACUGUCCUUCGCACUGGGCAACAGUUAGAGUUAACUAACUUAACACCUUAUCCUGAGUGGCCUGUGCCCUCCAUUGCUGCUUCAGCCUGUGUCGACAGUUCUCUGGGAGGGAGUCCACACCUGUAAAUGAUGGUUCUGCAAUUCCCCACUCUGCAACAGGCAAGGAAAACCAUGGAAAGGAGUGAUUCAGGAGUGCAUCAGCUUCAUUUGGGCUAUCGCACAGGGGGCAAUUCAUCUGGACACAAUAACCAAAUUACACUGCAGUUCUGAUAGUGGUGCAGCGAAAGCUGUGUGAAAGAGAGAGAAAGCAAAAGAGAGAAAAAUACAUAGGUUACGAUACAGGUUACGAUCCCUUGGAGAGAGACAGAGAUAGAGAGAGGUACUCCCUACUACUGUACACAUAGAAUCAGAUUUGUGUAUGUUUUUUGGCCUGAAAGACAAGCAGUAUUUCAUUUAUCACUGUUGCCAUUUUUUCCUGAGACCUAAAACCUUCAAUCCAAUGAGUUAACUUUGGGCAAUUUCUUUUCAGUAUCAACAUGUGUAUUUUGGGUCAUAAAGUGGGGACAAAUUGGAUGAAUAUGGUGUACUGCAGUACCGUGUGUCUCUAAGUUUGUUUACAGUCUCUCUGAUUCAUGGUUCUCAAUGUAGCAAUCACAGAAAGCCAAAACACACAUCUUUUGGGUUCAGAUUUUAUUGUAUAAUUUUGGGCACCAACUGUACUCUAUUUGAUGCGAUUUAUUAGUGUCCCAAGUCUUUGUUCCAGUGGUAAGCCAACUUUGAUGAAAUACAAUAAUAGAAUAUUGCCAACUAUAGAAUGUCAACAAGGAUAUAGCUAUGUUGAGGAAUAUUUAUUUAAUAGCGUAUCCAGUUAUUUUUCUAUUGCCAGUUUCUUUUGACAGAGGGUUAAAAACUGAUUGAAAGACAUGGUGAAAAAUGUUGCUACCAUUUUUCUUUCUUUGGAACAGUAAAACUAGCAUGGCUGGCGUGCAAACCAGUCCGUUGCUAAAGCCAUGACAUGGGAAAACUUCAAGAUGCUCUGAAGCCUCAAACUUAAUGCUGAACAUUGCCUUUGACUGUGUAAGCAGUGGUCGAUGAUGUUGUGAUUUAUAUUUUUGGUUAAUUGUUUUCCAGCUGAACAAUGUGUAUGCACAUUUACAGUGUAGCAUUAGAAAGAGAGAGGCAAUUAUUUUUUUCUUUUAUUGUUUUUGCUGUGUUUAAAUAUUAUGUUCUAUAUAAUCCCAAAAAAUGACAUCUAACAAGAUUACAUUUUGUUGAUUUUUAAAGUGCAAUAUAUUUAUUUCUGUCCUGAAAAUGAUAAUGUGUAAUGUACUAUCUGAAGCAUCUAGAUGUUAUUUGUAAACCAUGACAAAUAUAUAUAUUCAC